This is a messenger RNA of Gasterosteus aculeatus aculeatus (three-spined stickleback), 2723 nucleotides long. RefSeq names its product NADH:ubiquinone oxidoreductase subunit V3 (gene ndufv3). NCBI's taxonomy places the organism in Eukaryota, Metazoa, Chordata, Actinopteri, Perciformes, Gasterosteidae. The record is from RefSeq and is a predicted model, not a curated record. Gene Ontology annotation, cellular component: mitochondrion; respiratory chain complex I. Gene Ontology annotation, biological process: mitochondrial ATP synthesis coupled electron transport.
ACCAGACUGUCCCAUUUCAGAGACCGCCUGGUUCAGCAGAUGCAGUCAUUGGACGACCCAGUCCAUGUCCACUGUGAAGGCUGGGCCGAACAAGGAUGCAGCCCACCAAAUGAGAUGCGGAGUGAACAUUUUUACCACCCCUACCAGGACUUUUUCGGAGGGGCGGCACUGCUUCUAUGUUGACUCAACAGAAAAGAUAAGUUAAUUGAUUCAUUUUGUGUUUAAUUUAUUCUGGCCUGAUAAUUGUCGGACUCAGCUUAAACCAGACAGAGCAGCUGUUGUAAUUGAUUAUAAAGGUGGGGGGCAUCCUGUUCAAUAAAAGUGACAGGAAUCUUCAAAAGGGGCUUAAAAGAACAAGUGUGUAAGAAAAGAUCAGACCACAUACACUGCUGUAUCCAAUAAAGCAUCAUUAUUAUUUUUAUUUUUUAUUUUGAAGAUUUUAUUUUAAGGGACGAAAUUAGUGAACUACAAACGAACUACAAUACCCUUUUGAGAUGGAAAACAUAAAGGAGGGCAAAUCAAAUGUCUAUGUGUAUGUGUAACCGUGGGGUUAAAUUUGUUUACGGGCAAAAAUAAGUGACCGAGAUAAUGAACAAAGAGAUAAUGAACAAAGACGCAAGUAAAAAUAAUAAAAUCCAGGGUUUAAAUACACGUAUACUGCUGUUUACUGGUCGGGAUGGGGAACAUGUUUACUCUGCCUCUCCUUAUACCGCCUAUGCUCUGUUCACUAAAUCAAGGAUGAUUUAAUUGUAUUAAAACUUGUCUUACAAUGUUACUCUGGUACAUGCUUGAGUUGCAUUUCGUUUUAUCGUUUAAACGGUAAGAGGAUCCAUGAAAAGGACCGAACACGGACCCCCAGGAAUUAUCCCAACCAUCUUUCCAUGACCUCGUGACAUUUUCCAUAGAGGUCAAGGAAAGUGUUUAGGUUUAGAAGUCAGGAGGGCUGUUUGAAUCCAGCCCGUCAAAAGGUGCACGGACCGUAACACUUUUGUUGCGGAACUGUUGUUUUCACUUCCUAGUUUCCGGUCGGAGCAAUACACCAGUAACACGAAAUGGCGACGUCCUUGCUGCGUUUAGGGCGACUGGAUUCCGUCAAGUGUCUCCAGCUGGAGAGCUGGGGCGUUCUGAGGAAUCGCUCGGCUGCUUGGCUCUGCACUCAGGCUAAAGAACCUGCGGAGCCAGCAAAAAAGGCAAAGGCUGUAAGAAAGGCAGCAGCAGUUCCAGAAGAGAGGUCAAUCUUGCUAGCCUAUAAGACAACAGUUACCUUCCCAGCUCGACUUUCUGAGUCAGGAGUUUUCCCAACACACACUCUAGGCGUAACUGAACCAGUGGCCACAGCGGGCACAAUUAUAGCUGCAGUCACUGCUACCAGUGAACCAGUUGGAGCUGAGCUAAAGGUAGCAGAGGCUCCAGCUGCUAAACCAGAUGUUGCUCAGGUUAUUACCAACACCGCUCCACCUGUAGGUGACGUAGCUCCCCCAGCUACUAAGUGUCUGGUAGAUACAAGCAGUAAAACCUCUGCAUCAGUCUCAGCUGCUGCAGCCUCCUCCGAACCAGGCAAACCAGAAGCUGAUGGCUCAUCCUCCAGCGACUCUGAUUCUGACUCUGACUCUGACUCUGAUUCAGACUCUGACUCUGAGGAAGAGAAGACAGAAGUGAAGACUAAAACAAAGACCUCCCCACCACCGGUAUCAGAAUCCAUUGUGAAAGAAGAAGCAGAAGUCCAAGAGAACACUUCAGAGGUGAAGGAAGACACUAAUGAAGCUAAGGUGGUUCGACCAGGACCUAAAUCUGGUCUCUCUUGUGCUGCGGAGGAUGCACAGGAGGUCUUUCCAGCAGCAGCAGAAGCAGCUCAAGCUACUGUCAAAGUGCCCAGUGUUUGCUUUGAGGAGUUAGUGGACCCUGUUCCUGAGAUCUGGACAGCUACGAAAGACACUGGCCUCGAAGCUGCAGUGGAAUCUGCUUCAAAAGUUAAGGAAGACCAUGCAUCUUCGGCCAACACCGAAUACCAGGUAAAAUAUCCAACUAACAAUGUUAUUGAGCCUGCAUCAUCAGAAAAGACCCAGAAAGACACUCUGGAUGAGAGUGCCUCUGCUGAAACCCUCAGAGAAGCUGCCUCUUUUGAAGCUUGUGCUGAAACUGCUGCAGAGCCUGCUGGAGUGGCCAGUGAGGCUGCAGCUACUGUGUCUACCCCAGUGGAGAGCACAGAGGAGCUGGAGGAUCCUGCUCCAUUGAUGGUUGAGGCUGUGGCUGAAGUCUCUGCUCCUGUGGGGAGGUCAGAGGAGCUGGUGGACCCUGCUCCAUUGAUGGCUGAGGCUGCGGCUGAAGUUUCUGCUCCUGUGGGGAGGUCAGAGGAGCUGGUGGACCCUGCUCCAGUGAUCGCUGAGGCUGCAGGAGAGGAGCUACAGGCGGACGGCCCAGUUGAACCGUCUGAGGAGGCUGUAGCAGUGGCACCUCCGGAGCCCGAUGAGGCCUUUGACAACAGCACUUAUAAAAACUACCAGCACCACAACUACAACCCCUACACAUUUUCAGACCUGGAUGUCCAGAUGGCCAAGUUUCGUCUCCCACAGCCCUCCUCCGUCAGACACUAGCGGAGUUGGCCUUGUUGCUUAGAGAUAACGGUCAUGUGGUUUCAUCCCUUUUUACGAUGACCAUUCCCUCACCUGCAUGCAAUUCUGCUGACAAAAUCUGUAAUAUUAUUAAACCACAAAAAUGGGAAA